Messenger RNA from Onychomys torridus (southern grasshopper mouse), 1002 nucleotides. RefSeq names its product C-X-C motif chemokine ligand 13 (gene Cxcl13). The coding region runs from base 31 to 360 and encodes 109 amino acids. Gene Ontology annotation, molecular function: chemokine activity; CXCR chemokine receptor binding. The transcript has 4 exons. Gene Ontology annotation, cellular component: extracellular region. The record is from RefSeq and is a predicted model, not a curated record. NCBI's taxonomy places the organism in Eukaryota, Metazoa, Chordata, Mammalia, Rodentia, Cricetidae. Gene Ontology annotation, biological process: chemokine-mediated signaling pathway; cellular response to lipopolysaccharide; antimicrobial humoral immune response mediated by antimicrobial peptide.
GCUGAGGGUUGAACUCCACCUCCCGGCAGGAUGCGGCUCAGCACAGCAGCCGUGCUUCUCCUGCUGGCCAGCUGCCUCUCUCCAGGCCACGGUAUCCUGGAGGCCCAUUACACAAACCUCAAGUGUAGAUGUCCCAGAAUGAGCUUGGCCUUUGUCCCUCCAAACCUCAUAGAGCGGAUUCAAGUCACACCUCCUGGGAAUGGCUGCCCAAGGACUGAAGUCGUGGUCUGGACGAAGAGUAAGAAAGUUCUAUGUGUGAAUCCUCUCGCCAGAUGGUUACAAAGAGUAUUAAAAUUUGCACAGAGCAAAAAUAUAUUUUCAACUCCCCCAGCUCCAGUGAGCAAGAGAAGGACGACCUGAAGCCCCUGUCCUCCAAAGGUCACCUGCAUCCUCCUUAUCCCUGCUUUGAAUUUUAGCUUUGCUCUUAGUUGAAGAAUUUCCAAGAAAAGAAAUUCCUUUUGCAAACAAACACGACUGUGUACUCAGCCUACAUCCUUGUUCCACAAAUAACGAAGGUUUUUUGAGGAUAGGUGUUACGUUACAACCCACUUGGCACAUGUUUGGUAAUAGACCUGUUGUUUAAUGUGAAACUGUCCUGGGUUGUAGAAGAACAGGACCUGUAUCUUGUAUUAAUAAGAACGUUACAGGGUGUGUUUCCAUCGUUCUAUACCCUUAGGGGAAGCAGGUUUCCAGAAUAGUCUCCAGAAGCUUCCUGGGCAGCUGAUGCAGUUCUAGCCUCACGUGAUACAAAGUAGGUCUCUGUAAUGAAAAGCCUAUGAAGAAAAUAGAGUCCCUCUAGUUUUUAAAGGUUUCUUGUAUACAAUUUAUUGUCUUAGAUUAAAACCAGCAAUGUUGAAAGAUCCUAGGCUUAAAAUUCCAGGCUCUCCAGCAGUAUACAAAUGCAUUCCUUUGCACUGUGGCCCUGAUGAUUUUUUUAUUCACAUCUUUCGCACAGACAAAAAUACAAGUCUCUUGUAUCAAUUGUUUUAAUGUUUCCUGCUC